Molecule: messenger RNA, 1698 nt
Organism: Zygotorulaspora mrakii
Lineage: Eukaryota; Fungi; Ascomycota; Saccharomycetes; Saccharomycetales; Saccharomycetaceae
Product: L-glutamate gamma-semialdehyde dehydrogenase
Exons: 1
Coding region: 1-1698 (565 amino acids)
Cellular component (GO): mitochondrial matrix
Molecular function (GO): L-glutamate gamma-semialdehyde dehydrogenase (NAD+) activity
Source: RefSeq, a predicted model, not a curated record
AUGAUGUUAGCUGCCGCUCAGUUGUCGACGGUGCAAGCUCCAAAACAAAUCGCAAAUGAACCUAUCAAAUCAUUUGGAAGCGCAGAUACAAAAGACUGGACCUCCCUAGAUUCAUCUCUCAAGAAGUUCAACAGUUCGCCUUUGCAUAUUCCAUUAGUGAUUGAUGGAGAGCGUAUUUAUAAUGAAGAAAAAAAUCGUGCAACAUUGACGCAGACUAACCCCGCGGACCACCAUUGUGCUCUAGCAGAAGUAACCCAAGCAAAUGAACAGGAUAUUCUUAACUCCAUCCAAGCUGCUAAAGAUGCUAAGUCUAAAUGGAGUUUGAUGCCUUUUUAUGACAGAGCUGCCAUCUUUCUAAGAGCAGCAGAUCUCAUCGCCACCAAAUACCGUUAUGACAUGCUUGCUGCAACAAUUUUGGGACAGGGAAAGAAUGUGUAUCAAGCAGAAAUAGAUUGCAUCGCCGAAUUAGUGGACUUUUUCAGGUUUAACGUCAAGUAUGCUAGUGAAUUAUACGCAGAACAGCCAAUAGAGUCUAGUCCUGGUGUGUGGAAUAAGGCCGAGUACAGACCUUUGGAAGGUUUUGUUUAUGCUGUAACGCCGUUCAACUUUACAGCCAUCGCAGCCAAUUUGGUCGCUGCACCUGCUUUGGUAGGUAACACAGUUGUUUGGAAGCCAUCUCCAGCAGCGGCAUUGUCGAACUACUUGUUAAUGACAAUUUUGGAAGAAGCCGGUUUACCAAAGGGUGUAAUAAACUUUGUGCCUGGUGAUGCCAUUGAAGUCACUAACAAGGUGCUAGGUGAUAAGGAUUUUGCCGCAUUCCAUUUCACAGGUUCAACCAAUGUCUUCAAGCAAAUCUAUGGGAAGAUUCAAUCCGGUGUUGUAGAGAACCUUUACAGAGAUUAUCCAAGAAUUGUUGGAGAGACUGGUGGUAAGAAUUUCCAUUUGAUUCAUCCCUCUGCUAAUAUAGGUCAUGCUGCACUUUCUACAAUUAGAGGUGCUUUUGAAUACCAGGGCCAGAAAUGUUCUGCAACAUCAAGAGCCUACGUCCCUGAAUCAAAGAGCGAAGAUUUUUUCAAGGAGCUUACUUCAAAUCUAGAAGGCACUAUUAUGAAUCCAGUCAACACUUCGGCCACUAGCGCUGCAGAGGGUGACCCUCAUGGUUUUGUGGGACCAGUCAUACAUGAGCAGAGUUUUAAUAAGUUAGUAGGGGUCAUCGAAGAGGCAAAAAAAGAUCGCGAACUAGAAAUUCUAUCUGGUGGUCAAUAUGACAGGUCAAAAGGUUGGUUUAUUCACCCAACUGUUAUAAAAACAACUAACCCUAAUCAUAAAUUCCUAUCAACCGAAUUCUUUGGCCCGAUUCUUACAGUUUACGUUUAUCCGGACUCCAAUUUUUCAGAAGUCUGCAAACUUAUCGACAGUACGGGCAUUUACGGCCUAACAGGAUCGGUCUUUGCUAGAGACCGCGAUGCCAUUGUCGAAGCAAGCGAAACACUGAGAUAUAGUGCAGGUAACUUCUACAUUAACGACAAGUGCACUGGUGCGGUAGUUGGCCAGCAGUGGUUUGGAGGUGCUAGAAUGAGUGGUACAAACGACAAAGCGGGAAGCAGCAACAUCUUGAGCAGGUUUGUGAGUAUUAGAAAUAUCAAAGAGAAUUUUUACGAGCUUUCAGACUUCAAGUAUCCAUCCAACGACAAAUGA